AUGGUACCCAAGCCUAUCGGGAGCAAUGCUCAGAAGCAACGCCUGACUACUGCCCUCAAAAAUAUAUGCAGAGACUAUCCUGCUGGUGGUACCGUGAUCCGCGAACUUCUGCAAAAUGCAGAUGACGCUGGUGCAACGGAAGCACGGUUCGUCCUAGAUGUGAGAACCCACCCUACACAGAAUUUGAUCAGCCCCAGCCUGGCGCAAUAUCAAGGCCCCGCCUUGCUCUCAUAUAAUGACGCCAUCUUCUCAGACAAGGAUUUUGAAAGCCUGUCUCGUCUAGGAGAUUCCCUGAAGCUGAAUGAUGGUGCAACUACUGGUCGAUUUGGCCGUGGCUUUAACUCGGUUUACAAUUGGACGGAUUCUCCCUCGAUCAUCUCUUGCGAACGGUUACUGAUUCUUGAUCCUCACCAAGAAUGGUCUGAAGGCGGACCAGUCUACGACUUUGUCAGAGACGCAAGUGAUCUGUCAAUCAAGAACCACAUGGCUGCGUAUAGUUCUGUCAUGGAGCACCUCGAUCAGCCACUCAAUGGUACCAUUAUCCGGAUCCCACUCCGACAUAUCGAUCAAAUCCUCAAAAGCGAUAUCUCCUCCAUCUCUACUACGACUGCUGAGAUAGAAGAGGUUCUUCAAAACUUUUGCCGAGAAUUUAGCGUCAAUGGCCUGCUAUUCAUGCGGAACCUCACCAAGCUCGUGAUUGUAUUCGCUGGUAUGUCCCAUGAGAUUGAAAUGAUCGGAGAAGAAUGCAUUCACAGCCACAAAUCCAAAAUCAACGCUGCCGUUCAAGAUGCUCUGAACUCAGCCGCAACCUCCUUCCAUUACAGUUUCCCGGCAGGAAUUCGAUAUUCUUUGAAUGGUAACCCUACGACAGUAACAAAUUUCCUCAUCCAACAUAGCAUCCAAAAAUCCAUGGAUGAAGGCUUGCGAGUCUGGGCCAAGAGUCAGCAACUUAUCCCUUGGGUUGCUGUUGCUACUCAAGUUCCUGUAUCUGCAAACAGCAGUUCUCAAUGCUCUCUGUUCACCGUUCUGCCUUUGCCUGUCAAUACAAUCCAGCCAAUUCAUAUUCACGCACUUUUUAGUUUGACCCCUGACCGUGCAAAUCUGCACCGCCUCACCGACCAUAGCACACAGAAUCAAAACCCUGCGAGGUGGAAUCAAUGGUUGUUGACGACAGGAGCAUCUGUUGCUUGGGCAAGACUCUUGCAUGCUGUGGCGAAAUUGUAUCCCGCUCACUCUGCCUUUGAGAAAUGGCCCAAGUCCAUGGACAAUAAGCAAGAUCCUCAGAGUGACUCUCUUGACAGAGUUACUGCAGUUAUUCAGAAGGAAUGUCUUGAAGUGUGGCCAACUGACACUGGCUACGUCAGCCAUAAGUUGGGUCUAUUGGCCCUUGGAUCCGAAUCGGCGGUUUUGAAGGAAGUGUUCCGAGAAGCAGGACUUCCGAUAGUCUAUGUUCCGAAGCACCUCCAGAAUCAUGCCGAAAGAGCUUUUAUGGCUCGACUUGUAUCUCCGAAGGCUGUCUGCGCCUCGUUAAAUCUCAAGCGAGAGACAGUCGCUAGUCUCAGCGGGAAGACGAAAUGUAUGCUGGUUGACUAUAUUUUUUCCAGCUCCGAUCUUGUCGACCACGGAAGUCUCGAAAUUUUUCCCUUCGAAGAUGGAGGCUUUCGUUGCCUUAAUGGGAUUCAAGCAUACGUUCAUCGCGAUGAAUUGGACAAGAUGCUUUUCAGCAAGCAGAAGGGUCGCAAUUUGGCGCUUGACUGUCUCGCGAUUGAAACGCAGAAUCUUUUGAAGCAGAGAUGUGGUUCAUCCACCUUGCACCCUUCUAUUCAGUUCAGAUCAGCCAAGUGUCUCCGCGAAUACAGCAUGAGGACAGUGUUUAAAAGGCUUUGUAGAAGCCAAAACAUGGUGACACUAGAUGCUGAAGCAUCUGCAUUCAGCGCAAAUGCCUUGACAUGGAUCUCGAACCAAAAUGUCAGCCUUCAGAAUGAGGAUGUCAAGGAUCUUUGGCUACUCCCCUUGAGCAAUGGACUUCAUCGCAAAGUGGUACCAGAGAAGAGCAACGUCGUGGUCUAUCUUUCCCCCGAAGGCUUGUGUGGAGAUGUUAUGCGAAAUAUCGACGCGCAACUGUCCUCGAAAACAUUGCCGCUUCUCUGUACAGACACAGGAGCCUUAGGAGGUCGCUCUUCUGUUGUUAUGAAGCAGAUCAAUGAGGCAACGGCUGCAUUCGUCGUAGAAGAUGGAGCAAACCUUGUGGUUUUCCUUCGGUGGCUCUGCCAGACAUUGCCAUACGCUUGUACACUGAGCGAUGAAAACAGAGAACAGAUCGCUAAAGCUAUUGCACACAAGCCCUGCGAUAUACUGGUAUACGAGGAGCUCAAAAUCGCCAAAUCAUUGAUCAGCAAUCUUAGUAUAUUCCAGAAAUUGACGUGGGAGGAGACUAAUGAUGCAGUAUCACCAACCGUAACAUGGACUAGUUUGAGCAGUUGUGGCACUUCCGUCGGACUCCUGGAUGAUACCACCCAGUUUCCGGAUAUUCCUGGAGUUCAAUUUUUAGUCGCUCGCCCCUCAAGUCACCAACAUCAGCUUUUAACCCACUGGGAGCUGGCUUCAUGUCUCCAGCCAGUCGAUGUGAUCCAGAACCACAUCGUUCCUGCGUGGAAAGAUGGAAUUUCUGAAAGUUGGAGCAUCAUCUGCAAGCAACAGGUUUCCGCUUAUAUCUUCAAGAAUUUCUCCUCGCUUUCACUUGAAACACAGAUGUCCCUUCAGAACAUCCCUAUUGUUCCCGUUGCAAAGUUAGGAUUGAAAGGCGGUCCAACAUCCAAGUUCGCAUGUGCUGCAGAACUUAUUGAUCCAUGUGUGCUUGAGCUGGCCAAGUUGUGUUUUGAUCAAGAAGAGAUCGUGCCUAACGACGACUUCUUCCGGGAGUUUCGGGUCGCUUUGAUCGGAUGCGGUGUUAAAACAUCCAUAGACGAAACAGUCAUUCGCCAUCGAGUACUAUCUUAUGCCAGCGGCAGGUAUCCCCCAACAGAGGUGACCACGCGGGCCAACUUGCUACUCAAAUCUUCGUGCAGAUGGUCAACUUCCACGGAACUGCCAGAAGACUCCGAAAUCCGUUCCUUAGCAUGGCUUCCAACGACCAACAUGGAUGGAAGACAGUCUUUCCAAAACUCGUUUCAAUGCCGUAGAAUGGGUGAUUGGGUUCUUGUAGGGUCUCAAAUGCCAACGCUCACUGUCGCCAUUAGCGGGGAAUGGCAGUCAAGACUUGGCUGGCAAAACGUUCUCCCUGCUCGGGUCUUGUUGGCACAACUGAAAUACGCAAUUCUACAAACGAGCCCCCGAAUUGUUGACGCGGUCAUCUCGUACAUUCAGAGCAACAAUCUUGCAGAGCAGGUGGAAUCAGAACUGAAACUUCUCAGAUGUAUUGUUGUCCGAAAUGAUUUCUUUGUCGACCCCUCGCAAGCAUUUAGGCCAUCGCGUCUUCGAUCUCAAGGAUGCCAUCAAUUACAGCCAUAUUUUGCUAAUGUUGAUGAUACUUUCUGGCAGAAACAUGAAAAGCUACUAGUACAAAUCGGCGUGCGCGAGGAACCAAAGCCAGAGGACCUGCGGAAACUGCAAGGUGCUUUGGAAGCCAAGGGAAGACUAGAUGAUCAUGAUAUCGGAGUUGCAAUCGAGAUUCUAAAGCUGGCAUCUGUCUUCCCGAGAGAUGAGCUGCAGGGCUUCAAGAUCCUUGGAGCCUCAGGAAAGUUCUACGACUUUGGAGAAAUCUACUAUAACGAUCUUGGAAGUCUAAGAGUCAAGGAGGAUGUCCAGCUAACACAUCCAGACAUCCCUGUACAAAUCAUCAAGCGGCUCAGAAUUGACAGUCUUAGUGCUCGGCGUGUGAGAGGAGUCCUCGAGAUCGAAGAUGAGAAUGAGGACGAGUUUGAUCAACAAGAAAAUGCUACAACUAGGAUCUCGGACACGUUAGAGAGAUAUACAAUCGAAUCAACCUUCAGAGAGUAUCUUGCAAAUGCUGAUGAUACUGAAGGCGCCUCAAUGAUCAGUUGGGUUCUUGAUGACAGAAAGCAUCCGAGUCGAACUUUAAUCACGCCUGAAAUGGAAGAACUUCAAGGACCUGCAUUAUUGGUCUAUAAUAAUGGGGUAUUUACCGAGAAAAAUUUUGAUGGCUUUAAGAAUGUUGGCGAAGGCAGCAAGAUGCACAGCAAAGGGAGCAUCGGCCAGUUUGGUCGCGGCUCGCAGACGAUGUUCCAUUUCACAGACUAUCCUAUGAUCUUGUCCGGGGACUUUCUACUGAUCCUGGAUCCACAACAAGAGAUACUGCCACUGAAUCAAACCAAAGGGAGACGAAAGCCAGGCAUUAAGUUGAAGCUGUCCAAAAUUAGAGAAAUUUGUCCGGAUCAGCUUAUCCCUUUCGCUGGGUUCUUUAAAUAUGAACUGGAUAUCGAUCAUUUCCCAGGCACGAUAUUUCGCUUUCCGCUGAUAACUACGAAUUCUACAGGAUUUUUACGAGCCAGCAAGCGAGGACUGAACCAAAACGAAGUGUUGAGACUGAUGGACACGUACUUCGACGAGGCUCGUACAUCGCUUCUGUUCUUGAGACGCAUCAGAUCUAUCAACUUCUACGUUCAUGGAAAGCCUGAAUUAGGCUGGGCAAUUACUAGUAACAGUCUUCUCAAGAGAUUACCUGACAGUAGUUCGCGAGUAUCACAGUCACUUGUCUGUAGUGCGACCAAACACAACGAAUCUGGCAACACGCGAUUGAGCAACAAAGAUACCUGGCUUGUUUCCCUUAGAAACCUACCAUCGGAUAUCCACCGAGCUCCACCGAGCUCUAAGCGUAUCGCGAAGACCGUUGAGUGCGGUAUCGCAGCCUUGAUCAAAUCAGAGAUCAAAGGUGACGCUGUUGCUGGCACCUUAGCGACCUCUAUCGAGCCACGAAUGUUCAAUACUCUCCCACUUCCGAUUGCGUCUGAUUUACCUGUGCAUCUCCAUGCAUCCUUUUCGUUGUCUGGAGAUCGAAAGUCGAUUACACUGGAGGAGUAUGGAAGUACGUCAACAGGUGCCGAAUUGAACAGACAUCUCCUUCAAUCAGCUCUCCCAAAGCUUUAUCUGGAGCACCUUAGCGAUCUCGUGGAGAUCACCCACGAGGGUUGCUUUCAGUUUUGGCCUCAAAUUGAGCCUCCUAAGAAAAGCUUUGGUUUGCAAGUAUUUGAAGCUUUUUGGUCAGAACUGCCAAGCUUUCCAAGUUCAAUACUCCCGAAAGCUCGUGUAGCAAGGACCGGAAAGUGCGGGAAGAAACAGACCAUCAAGAUGCAACGGGCAGUAUUUGACUUCUUGCCAAAGAGACAAUCGGACAUACUUCUGAAGCUACUGUUGGAUUUGGGGGUUGACUUGAUUCGCGAGAUUCCAAUACCCAUUGCUAAACGACUUCAGCUUAUUCCAGACCUGAAACAAAUAAAUGGCUCCGUUCUCAGGGGAUUGUUGAAGUCGGACCACUGCGGGCCGAAGUUGUUGAAGGCGACAAAAGCGGAUCCAUCAGUUUGGCGCGAGCUUUUCGCCAUCAUCGAUCCUCAGUCAAAUCAGGACGACCUCAUGGAUAUGGACGGGUGUCAUGUACUGCCACUAGAGGAUGGUACUUUGGGCAAAUUGCAACUCGUUGAAGCAAAUGAAACCACUGUCUACUACCUUGCAAGCCAGAAGGAACUUGGCAUAUUCGACUUUGCAUCCUCGAAAUUGGUCUCUCUGCGAAACGAACUUCUACUGCUGACCGGACACAAAACCUUCAAUUUAAAGAGGCUGCAGCUGAAUCAUUUCGAAGAAAUAUUGAAGCUACGACCAAACGUCACCACGCCUGAUUUAGAAACCGAUGCUUGGCUCAGAAAAUUCUGGGAAUUCUUGCACAAAGACCAUGCUGCUAUGAAGCAGACAGACAUCGGAAACUAUGAUACAAAAUUGUACAAGGCGACCUAUGAUGAGGCUAAUCAUUACCUUACGCCAGGAGAAUUUGAUAAAUUUCCAGCUGUUGUGAUUCCUGCGAUUUUGGAACACAAAACACUUUGCCAGCAGAUCCCUGGUCUCUAUCUUGUGGACUCAACGACGAUCCCGAAAUCCCUCGCGCAAGAAGAGAAGUCUCUUGCUUACGGCCCUUCUUUUUCUAGACUCAUUCGGGCUCUAGGUAUUCUUGGAUCUCAUUCAGGACUCGGAACUUUCAUCACCACGCAUGUGGACCAUCCAAGCUUGCAGACCUUACAAAAUCUUGUUGUAGAACAUGUCUGCUGUCCAUAUUCGCAAACUUCGGACCUCCACGCAUACUUGAAAUUACUUCCACUUUGGCCAAGUUUUGUGAACUCCCCAGCGAGUGCAAUGGUCCCAGCGAACACAGCUCUGAUGGCGAUGACGAAGUUCUCUGAACUUUUAGUACCUUGGAUGAAGAGCAGUACCCAGUUUGUUGACCCCAAAUUUUUUGACCCGACAAUAUCGCUGCGUAGGCAUGAAUGUCUAUCUAUCCUUGGCGUCUGUUCGCUAUUCGGUGACGUCUUGCUGAGGGAUCACGUUUUCCCAAUCCCGGCGAAUGUUGGCCACACUCACUGGCAAGAUUACAAGUCACUCAUCGCCGUCAUUGAGAGGUUGGGACUUUGGAGAUGGGAUGUUCUCAAGAGCCAUAAAUUUGGCAUUGAUGGGAAUCUGAUGCUGAAGAAGGUAGCGGAACUUUAUGAUCACAGUAACGACCUCUUCAAGGCAGCCUUUUCUCAGGAGACGAAUGCUCGAUUUGUCCAUACAGACCUCCGACACCAUCGAAUUCUGUGGAUUGCGUGUGGCCUACGACAUGAGGCUAAUAACUUUGUCGAUCCUGGACAUUAUCGUGAAUGUCUCCAGGUCAUGGCAUCUCGCGGCAAAACAAGCCGGAACAUGGAUGCUACCUACAAUCAAGACGUUCAAGUGGUUCUCCGCCCUGUGACGACAAACAAUCAAAGGCUGGCGCGCUUCAACACUGUUGACUGGCAAGCGAUCGCAAAGCAACAGGUUUUUCAAUCCAGGACCAAUUUCAACGGAGAGCCGGAGUACCGAAGAGAUAGCAUGACUGAAGUAGCGAAGGGAAAGCCAAUGCAAUGUCUGUCAGACCUCGUUUCUCAGCAUUACAUGCCCGUUUGCUGGAGCCAGGUCCCGUUCGCACUUCAUGAGCCUACCACAGAAGCUUUCAGUAAGGUCAUUGGAGAAGGCAAGCCUCCAGUGAGCUUUGUUUGGAGACAUUUACAGUUUCUGAAAGCCAUGUCCCAGCGACUGAAACCCUUUCAAGUCCAAGAUUUUCUUGGAGACCUUAAGAAGACCUACCAAUACCUCCAAGACUGUCUGGACCAGAGUACUGCCUCGUUCAAUCUCGCCGAUAAUGCGGUGUGGCUGAACAUGAACGAUUGGAGUCAACACUCCGUGCUGAUAGGUGAUCUGAGAUCUUCUUGGCAAAGCAUCGAUCAACUCGUGCUGUCUAGUUCUGUGGACUCAGGACCUAUCAAGGCUGUGAGACCGGGCCUAAUGGUGUACGAGAAGCUUCUUCGUGGACUGGGAUGCAAAUCCAUCACUUACCCAACCGUUACUCAACCACCCCCAGCUGAAGGCUACUCAAUUGCUGUUUCCGCCCGUCAGCUUAGACAAGCUGGAAAGAUGUUCGACAUAUCAUACCAGUCACAAGGACAGACCAUCCAAGCCCACAAAUUUGUACUCGCUGCCGUUUCAGACCACUGCGCCAGCCAAUUUGGUGGGAGCUGGACUAUCGACCCUGUUGUUAUUUUCGAUGCAGUCGCUGACCCUGAUGCUUUCCUGUCGUAUCGCACUCUGGAGAUUAUGAUCGACUACGCAUAUGAAGAACCUAUCAACUGGACAGAAAUGGAGGUAUUGGACAGUGACAGUCUUGCCGAAAAGACGACAAAGCUCGACAAGCUUUUGAAUCUCUGCAAAGGAGCAGACUACUGGAUCAUUCGGUCGCUGCUUUCUCAAGCUGAAAGCAGAUUGCUAGCAGCUGGACGUAUGUUCAUUGACUUGGAUAAUGUCGUAGAUGUCAAAGAUCGUGCCCUGCUAUCUGGAGCGAAGCACUUCCACAAGCUUUGUGAGGAGUUCAUCGAUCAGAACCGCGAUGCCGUAGCGAGAGCACAUUCUGAGGAGCGAGCAUGA
Cadophora gregata is the source of this 8163-nucleotide messenger RNA. RefSeq lists its product as uncharacterized. Lineage: Eukaryota; Fungi; Ascomycota; Leotiomycetes; Helotiales; Ploettnerulaceae. Bases 1 to 8163 code for a protein of 2720 amino acids. The record is from RefSeq and is a predicted model, not a curated record. The transcript has 7 exons. Gene Ontology annotation, molecular function: Hsp70 protein binding.